AUGGUUGAAGAAAAUUGGUACGAAUCUAUUCGAGGCUUUUUAGUUGACAUCACAGGUGUCUUAUACAAUAGCGGUGGAAUUGCCAUUGAUGGAUCCAUUUUAGCUGUUAACAGACUUUAUAGUGAGUCCAAUGUGCGUUUUGUGAGUAAUGAAAGUUCAUCAACGAGGGAAGGAAUUUGUACAAUGCUUCGUAAACUUGGGUUUGAAUCUAUUCAACCGGAUCAUAUUUUUACUCCUGCACCUGUUGCCGCAAAAUAUUUAACCAAACAUGGGUUGUCACCUCAUCUUCUUGUCCACAACAACGUUUUGUCCGAAUUCUCUAAUUGCAUUAAUUCUCCAAAUGGCCGCCCUUGUGUUGUACUUGCUGAUGCAGAGUCAGAUUUGGAUUUUAUAAAUAUGAACAAAGCAUUCCGUGUUUUACAUUCCUCUUCAAAUCCACUUUUGAUUACGUUGGGAAAUGGUAAGUUUUACCACCGUGCAGACCAAGGACCGUGUUUGGACACGGGUGCUUAUGCUUCAGCAUUAAAAUUUGCUGUUGAGGAUGCUGGAAGGUGCUGUGAGCAUCUUGUGAUUGGAAAACCAGAAGAAACUUAUUUUAUGUCUGCAGUUGAAGACCUUGGCUUGACAAAAGAACAGGUUGUAAUGAUUGGUGAUGACAUUUCUGGAGAUGUUGAUGGAGCACAAAAAGUUGGAAUCAAGGGGAUACAAGUUCGGACUGGGAAAUGGAGACCGGAAUGGGAAAAACAUCCUACAAUCAAACCUGAACUUAUUGUUGAUAAUCUUUUGGAAGCUGUCUCACUUAUCUUGGAUAGUCAGCAAAGACUUAAGAAUUAA
Molecule: messenger RNA, 834 nt
Organism: Meloidogyne enterolobii
Lineage: Eukaryota; Metazoa; Nematoda; Chromadorea; Rhabditida; Meloidogynidae
Source: the annotation of a GenBank genome assembly